Messenger RNA from Talpa occidentalis (Iberian mole), 2624 nucleotides. RefSeq names its product guanylate-binding protein 6-like. Bases 265 to 2142 code for a protein of 625 amino acids. The record is from RefSeq and is a predicted model, not a curated record. The transcript has 11 exons. Gene Ontology annotation, biological process: defense response to Gram-positive bacterium; defense response to protozoan. Gene Ontology annotation, molecular function: GTPase activity; GTP binding. NCBI's taxonomy places the organism in Eukaryota, Metazoa, Chordata, Mammalia, Eulipotyphla, Talpidae.
UGAGUGUACGCAUCUUUCAUCCCCAGCCCCUCCGCCGUGUUCCUGAACCCCGUCGGCCUGCAGGACGGACCGACAACUCUCCUAACUGAAAAUACCAAAAAUUACUUUACUUUCAAUUUCAGCUUCCUCUCAUCACUACUUGCAGCAAUGGUAAACUCCCUCUUUCUGCAUUAGUUUAUGGAUAGGGGGAACAGCAAGAAGUGAGCAAGAGCUGAGAGGAAGCAGAGCUGUUCUUAAACCCAAGGGGCUGCAAAGCAGGUUACCAUGGCUUCUGGACCCAUUAUGUCGAAUCCCAUCUGUUUGGUGGAAAACAAAAAAGAGAAGUUGUCGGUGAAUCCGACAGCCUUAAAGUUUCUUAGAAAGAUUUCUCAGCCUGUGGUGGUUGUGGCUAUUGUUGGACUGUAUCGUACAGGAAAAUCCUACUUGAUGAAUUGUCUUGCAGGACAAAAGCUUGGUUUUGCCCUUGGCUCUACAAUUCAGUCUCAAACCAAGGGCAUCUGGAUGUGGUGUGUGCCCCACCCCUUCAAGCAAAACCAUAAAUUGGUCCUUCUGGACACUGAGGGCCUAGGGGAUGUGGAAAAGGGAGAUCCUAAGAAUGACUCGUGGAUUUUUGCAUUGGCCGUGCUUCUCAGCAGCUGUUUAGUAUAUAACAGUAUGAACACCAUCAAUAAUGAUACCUUGGAGAAACUGCAUUACGUGACAGAGCUCACAGAACUCAUCAGGUCAAAGUCCUCCCCAAGUGCUGAGGACGUAGAAGAGGCCACAGAGUUUCUCCGUGUCUUUCCAGACUUUAUCUGGACUGUCCGGGAUUUCACCCUGGAGCUGAAAAUAGGUGAUCGGAUUAUCUCAGCAGAUGAGUACCUGGACAAUGCCUUGAAGCUGAUUGCAGGUAAGAGUGACAGAGCACAAUUGUCCAACAGACCCAGAGAGUGUAUCAGGCGUUUUUUCCCAAAACGGAAGUGUUUUGUCUUUGACCGGCCAGUACAAGACACGGUGCUCUUAGCCCAUAUUGAGGAUGCUUCGGAAAGUCAACUGGAUCCUAAAUUCCUGAAACAAUCAAAUAAAUUCCGUUCCUAUAUCUUCACCAAUGCAAGAACCAAGUGCCUCAGGAAAGGGGUCAAGAUCACUGGGAAACGGCUUGCAACUCUGGUGGUGACCUAUGUGGAUACCAUCAACAGUGGAGCAAUUCCUUGUUUGGAGAACACAGUGACAACUCUGGCCCAGCUUGAGAACUCAGCAGCCGUGGACAAGGCAGCCGAGCACUACAGCCAGCAGAUGGCCCAGCAAGUGAGCUUCCCCACAGACACACUCCAGGAGUUACUGGACGUGCACACAGCCUGUGAGAGGGAGGCCACUGCAGUCUUCAUGGAACAUUCCUUCAACGAUGACAAGCGAGAGUACCAGACGCUACUCAUGAAAAUCAUAAAGAAGAAGGAGGAGGAUUUCCUGCAGCAGAAUGAAGAGGCAUCUGGUAAAUACUGCCAGGAACUACUUGAGGAGCUUUCAGAGGACCUAGAGGAAAGUAUUUCAGCAGGAACUUUCCAUGCUCCUGGAGGGCACAAGCUCUACAGGGAAGCAAUGGAAAGGAUUAAGAGAGACUAUCUGUGCGUGCCCAGAAAAGGAGUGAAGGCAAAUGAGGCCCUUCAGGACUUCCUGCAGUCACAGACACCAAUAGAGAAAUACAUCCUGCAGGCUGACAGAGCCCUCACUGCUGAGCAGAAGGCCUUUGCAGAGAAACGAGCCAGGAUGGAGGCCGCUGAGGAGGAACAGGAAUGGCUAAAAGAUAAACAGGAGGAGCAGCAACAACAAGCACAGGCACAAUUGAGAGACCUCAGGGAGAACAUAGCCCAGCUGAGAGAGAAGCUGGAGAAGGAAAGAGAAAAUGAUAGGAGGGAACUGGAGAUGAUACUGGAACAUAAGCUGAAGAUGCAAGAAGAUAUGCUUACUGAAGGAUUUAAAAAGAAGUCUGAGGAGAUGAAUGCAGAGAUAAUCCAUUUGAGAAAAGAGAUUGAGAAGAAUAAAGAGGAAAAAGACUCGUCCUGGAUUUCACGGGCCUUUGACAUACUUGACAAUCCACAAUCUGCUGCCCGGGUGGCUAAAGUGAUGGAUUUGGGUUUGAUGGUUCUGGGCAAUCUGUUUUAAUAAGAUUAGCACCUCUUUUAAGGAACUUAUGGAAUGUGGAUAGAGGCUUCAUCCUGUUUUUGGAGUGUGUGUGUUUUCAUUCAACUCAAAAAAGGUUUAAACAUCAAAAGAACAUAAAGACUAAAGGAUAUCGGGGCCUGACACAUAUUAGAUAGAUAGGUUUUAUUAGUUUAAAAGAAAAAAAACAAAUAACUUUAUAACAGGAGUUGACAAUUUUUUCCUGCUAGGCCAGAUCUGUCCUGCUGCCUGUUUUUGUCACCGUUACUAGGAGACCACCAUGCCUCUACAUUAAUGGGUCUUUAGGCUGCAUACAGUCCCCAAUAGCAGAGCUGAGUAGCUGCAACAAAGACAGUAUGGCACACAGAACCUAAAUACUUCCUUAUAGAAGCCUGUCAUUCAAUGGUUUAUUAGCAGAGAGAGACAAAACCUGCAAUAGAUGUUAAAAUUACCUAGGGACAAAACCUAUCGAGAUUGCUACUGAU